UGAAUGCUCCUCCCUCUUUCUCCCCGAGUACACAAAAAGAUUUUGGGGCUCAGAUGACCUCAUUCGCUGCGAUAGGGCAGGCCGGGAACUCGUAGCGUCUUUUUAGUCUUCUUAUCGCAACUCCGUCCUCACCCUCUUCUUUAUCCCUGUGUUAAAUUCCUCUUAAAAAUCCCAACCUCCCCCUCCUCCCCCCGAAUUGCCUUUGUCUCGGUAAAAUGUGCUCUUUUGACGGUAGUAGAGCGUUAGUAGGUUAAAGGGCAACUAACAACAACAGGUUAAAUGGGGGUGGGGGAAUAGGGUGUGGAGUUUGGGGCCAGAGUGUCUUACCUGGUUCCAGCUCUAGGCCACGAAGUCGUUCUGUAAUUUUGGGUGGGCAAGUCAGCUCGUUUCUUUAGGCCACAGUUUUCCUAUUUCGAAACUGACGAGGGUUGAGCUCUCAUUUUUAGCUGUUUCCCAGUGGUAUGUAACUUCUACCAAAAAAAAAAAAAAAAAAAAAAAACUUGUCUGGUAACAAGAAAACCUUCGUACAUAUUUUUUCGUAAGUAUUCAAAACGCUUGUGAAAAAGUAUCUGAACUUUCCAUAUCUUCUCAGUUAUUUGAAGUCAGAGGGACAAUAAAAGUAAUUGCACUUUUUGAAAUUAGCUGUCAGAUUUUUCUCCUAAUCCAUGCAGCUGGUAGUGCCCCAUCUCUUUUAAUUUAAGAGACUAGGAUACAAUGUGUAGAUUAAUGAAAUUUGUCAAGAUAGUAUUUUUGUUAUUAUAUGUACCAAUGACUGAUUCAAACUAAAGUAUGAAGCCCAAGUAUUUUGAAAUGCUUUGACUGUUAAAUUUUAGACUCCAUGUAUGUGUGGAAAGCUUUUAUAUAUAUACACAUAUAUAGGAAUAUAAAUAAAAUGAGGCAAAUGAUGUGUUCACAGAUAGGGACAGCAAAAUCAGCAUUAGUUUUUGGAAUCAUUAAUUUUCAAUCACAGAGUCUUCAGGAAAAAAGAAAGUUAUCAGCUGAAGAAAAUAAAAAUGACUUUGAAGUUCCAUCAUCAUCGGGAAUUCUCUCUACCAAAUCCCAGAACAAAGAUGUCAAUGAUGGAGAAACGUCAGAUGGAGUCAGUAAGUCAGUUCACAAGGUUUUUGCUUCCAUGCUUGGAGAGAAUGAAGAUGAUGAGGAGGAAGAGGACGAAGAGGAAGAGGAGGAAGAAACAUCUGAACAACCCACUGCAGGCGAUGUAUUUGUAUUGGAGAUGGUUCUCAAUCGUGAAACCAAAAAAAUGAUGAAAGAGAAAAGGCCUCGAAGUAAACUUCCCAGAGCUCUGAGAGGUCUCAUGGGCGAAGCCAACAUUCGUUUCGCUCGAGGAGAACGUGAAGAAGCGAUCUUGAUGUGCAUGGAAAUCAUAAGACAAGCUCCUCUGGCUUAUGAGCCUUUCUCUACUCUUGCCAUGAUAUAUGAGGACCAAGGUGACAUGGAGAAAUCGUUACAGUUUGAGUUGAUUGCUGCACAUUUAAAUCCCAGUGACACAGAAGAGUGGGUUAGACUGGCAGAAAUGUCUCUGGAACAAGACAAUAUUAAGCAGGCUAUUUUUUGCUAUACGAAAGCCCUUAAAUAUGAACCUACUAAUGUCCGUUAUCUGUGGGAGCGAUCAAGCCUUUAUGAGCAGAUGGGAGAUCAUAAAAUGGCAAUGGAUGGUUAUAGGCGGAUUUUAAACUAUUUGACUCCAUCUGACGGAGAACGUUUUAUGCAGUUGGCUAGAGAUAUGGCAAAGAGUUACUAUGAAGCCAAUGAUGUUACUUCAGCUAUUAACAUUAUUGAAGAAGCUUUCUCAAAACACCAAGGCCUAGUCUCCAUGGAAGAUGUUAACAUAGCAGCUGAACUAUUCAUUUCUAACAAACAGUAUGAUAGAGCUUUGGAGGUAAUUACUGGUUUUUCUGGAAUCGUGCUGGAAAAAAGAACUACAGAAGAAGGCACCCUGGAAGAGAAUAAAGCUGGUGAGAGUGUUUCCUGCACUAUACCUGAUGGGGUGCCGAUAGAUAUCACAGUUAAAUUGAUGGUCUGCCUUGUACAUCUCAACAUCCUGGAACCACUUAAUCCUCUCUUGACAACACUAGUGGAACAGAAUCCUGAAGAUAUGGGAGAUCUCUAUCUAGAUGUUGCUGAAGCUUUUCUGGAUGUUGGUGAAUACAAUUCUGCACUUCCCCUCCUUAGUGCACUAGUCUGCUCUGAAAGAUACAACCUUGCAGUAGUCUGGCUUCGGCAUGCAGAAUGUUUAAAGGCCUUAGGCUAUAUGGAGCGUGCUGCAGAAAGCUAUGGCAAGGUGGUUGAUCUGGCUCCCCUCCAUUUGGAUGCAAGAAUUUCACUUUCCACCCUUCAGCAGCAGCUGGACCGCCCUGAGAAAGCUCUGGAAGCUCUGGAACCAAUGUAUGAUCCAGAUACUUUAGCACAGGAUGCAAAUGCUGCACAGCAGGAGCUGAAGUUGUUGCUUCACCGUUCUACUCUGUUGUUUUCACAAGGCAAAAUGUAUGGUUAUGUGGAUACCUUACUUACCAUGUUAGCUAUGCUUUUAAAGGUAGCAAUGAAUAGAGCCCAGGUCUGUUUGAUAUCCAGUUCCAAAUCUGGAGAGAGGCAUCUUUACCUUAUUAAAGUGUCAAGAGACAAAAUAUCAGACAACAAUGACCAAGAGUCAGCAAAUUGUGAUGCAAAAGCAAUAUUUGCUGUACUCACAAGUGUCUUAACAAAAGAUGACUGGUGGAACCUUCUGUUGAAGGCGAUAUACUCCUUAUGUGACCUGUCCCGAUACGAAGAGGCUGAGUUACUUGUGGAUUCUUCAUUGGAAUAUUAUUCAUUUUAUGAUGACAGACAAAAGCGCAAAGAACUAGAAUACUUUGGUCUCUCUGCUGCAAUUCUGGACAAAAAUUUCAGAAAGGCAUACAACUACAUCAGGAUAAUGGUAAUGGACAAUGUCAAUAAACCCCACCUCUGGAACAUUUUCAAUCAAGUUACCAUGCAUUCCCAAGAUGUACGACAUCAUCGCUUCUGUCUCCGUUUAAUGCUGAAAAACCCAGAUAAUCACGCCCUCUGUGUCUUAAAUGGACACAAUGCGUUUGUAUCUGGUAGUUUUAAACAUGCACUUGGACAGUAUGUUCAAGCGUUUCGCACCCAUCCCCAUGAACCUCUCUAUAGCCUCUGUAUAGGCCUAACCUUUAUUCACAUGGCAUCUCAGAAGUAUGUAUUAAGGAGACAUGCUCUUAUUGUGCAGGGUUUUUCCUUUCUUAAUCGAUAUCUAAGUCUACGUGGGCCUUGCCAGGAAUCAUUCUACAACUUGGGCCGUGGCCUACACCAACUGGGGCUAAUUCAUCUUUCAAUCCACUAUUAUCAGAAAGCCCUGGAGCUCCCUCCACUUGUGGUAGAGGGUAUAGAAGUUGACCAAUUAGACUUGCGAAGAGAUAUUGCCUACAACUUGUCUCUCAUUUAUCAGAGCAGCGGGAAUAUUGCAAUGGCACAAAAGCUGUUGUAUACCUAUGUUUCUAUAUAAAGCACCUCAUCUGAGAAAGGAGCAUUGGGCAGUUGCUAUGUGUGGACCAGAAUCUUCUGUCUUAGAGCCUAUUAUUGUCAACCCUUCAAAUGGAAAUGAUAAUUUCAGAAUUACCUAAUAGUAUAUUUGAUUUUUUAAUAUGUGAUAAUAUUUUGGUGUAUAUUUAAAAUUAUUGUUCCUGCAGGAAUUUGUAUAUUGUUUUGUCAUUUCCCUUUUGUAUUCUGUGGUUAAAUUUUCCCCAAAGAUGAACUGGACAAUAUUAGUCUUUGAGCUAGUUUGCAGCUGAAUAUACUUUUUUUUUUGCCCACACGACUUAUUCAUCUGUGCAUUUAGUAUUGUGUAUUAAGCACAUACUAUGUACUAGGCAUGGUGAUAGGUGCUGGGAAUAUAGUCA
Trichechus manatus latirostris (Florida manatee) is the source of this 3914-nucleotide messenger RNA. It is a transcript of the gene GTF3C3, whose product is annotated as general transcription factor IIIC subunit 3. The record is from RefSeq and is a predicted model, not a curated record. The transcript has 17 exons. Gene Ontology annotation, cellular component: transcription factor TFIIIC complex. Bases 839 to 3520 code for a protein of 893 amino acids. Gene Ontology annotation, biological process: transcription by RNA polymerase III. Gene Ontology annotation, molecular function: protein binding. Lineage: Eukaryota; Metazoa; Chordata; Mammalia; Sirenia; Trichechidae.